Linum trigynum is the source of this 2065-nucleotide messenger RNA. The record is from the annotation of a GenBank genome assembly. NCBI's taxonomy places the organism in Eukaryota, Viridiplantae, Streptophyta, Magnoliopsida, Malpighiales, Linaceae.
CUCGCUCCCGGAAAACCGUAAACUGCCGCCGCUUUUCUGCACUCAGUCUUCUCCCCAUUCUUCAAAAUUUUAGCCUCGCCGGAACUUCCUCCUUCUGCUUCCGUCAGUAGUCGGCCGCCGCCGCCGCAGUGAUCCCUCAGCUUUCAAUUCAUCCGUCAGAGUAAGGUAGGUCUAAAGUUUCAAUUUUUCCUUCUACUUCAAUCGUAUCCCUCAAUUUGUCUGCAUCCUCCUCAUUCAGAGCGUUUGUAUGGUUUGCUGCCUCUUCUACGACUUGGGGUUACUUUGUGCUUAGGUGAAAGCAUUGUAUAACUUAAACUGCUUUCUGUUUCAGAGUUAUUUCCAUCUGGGCAUGGCUAUUGUGUGCCUGGUUUUCAGUUGUUAAUGAACGUUUCUGAAGUUUUGUCUGCGGUGAUGAAGCUUCUGAAGUGUUCACACUAUCAUAUGCCCAUUGCAGGGUCAUCGUAGUAUUUAGCUAAAUGUUGCUUGUCGAUCCUGAGAAGAAGUUAUUUUUCACUCGCACCAUUCAAAAUGGCGAUUUGGUCAUUGUGUAUGAGAAGCACGACAUAAUGAAGGCUGUAAAAGUAAGCGAGAGCUCAGUGCUUCAGAACCGUUUUGGCAUGUUCAAGCACUCGGAUUGGAUUGGGAAGCCCUUUGGGUCCAAGGUGUUCAGCAACAAGGGUGGUUUUGUUCAUUUGCUGGCUCCAACACCUGAACUGUGGACUCUUGUGUUGAGCCACCGAACCCAGAUUCUCUACAUUGCGGAUAUCUCGCUUGUGAUCAUGUACUUAGAGGUAGUUCCUGGAUGUGUGGUGCUCGAGUCUGGAACGGGUAGUGGUUCUUUGACAACUUCGCUUGCACGUGCUGUUGCUCCAACUGGACAUGUCUUUACAUUUGACUUCCAUGAACAAAGGGCUUCCUCAGCUAGGGAAGAUUUUGAAAAGACAGGAAUCAGCAGCUAUGUCACUGUAGGGGUUAGGGAUAUUCAGGGUCAAGGAUUUCCAGAGGAACAUGUCGGCUCAGUUGAUGCUGUGUUCUUGGAUCUACCACAGCCGUGGCUGGCCAUUCCUUCUGCCGCAAAAAUGUUGAGACAAGAUGGUGUGUUGUGCUCGUUCUCACCCUGCAUAGAGCAAGUGCAGCGCUCUUGUGAAACCCUGAGAUCAAACUUCACUGAUAUAAGGACGUUUGAGAUACUCCUGAGGACGUACGAAGUUCGACAAGGCAAACUGGACAGCUUCGAUGGAGACGAAGGCAUCUCGACUGGUUCUCGUCCUGGGAAGAGGAAGCAGCCUUCCAGUGAUAGAAGCAGUUUGCAGGGGGACAAUGCUGGUAUUCUUGCUCCUGCUCUUCCAGUGAUGGCCAAGCCUUGUUCGGAAGCUAAAGGUCAUACUGGCUAUCUGACAUUUGCCAGACUCAAAUGAUUGGCAUGACUAAUGCUUGUUGUUGAAUUUGGAAGUCCUUUCUUUUCUGGUUAGCCCUUUCACUCUUGCACGAGCCUGAAAGAUCACAGGGAAACAUUAGGGAAUUUUCAGCUCUGUUCUAAGGCUAUGCUAACACAGUGUUCCAGUUAAACAUAGUAGGCUGUGCUGCAGUUGAGUUUGGCCAAAAUCAGUUGUUCUGUGGAUAAGAUAAGAGAACAGUGUUAUCAGGAGAAGUGGAACAGUUUUGUGGGGCAUGCAGGUCUUAUAACUUAUGUGCUACAUUAGUUAGAAUAAGUCAUUUCUCUCUUCAAUGCUGAUCAAUAAUAAACCUGUUGUUGCUGAUACCUUCUUCUCGGUUCCUUCUUCUCCUUCUUCUAUAACCCGAGCUCGGAGAAGGAAGAGAUAAGAAGGCCCCAUGGAGAAUGUGCACCCAGAAGGUGAUUAUUUCCUUUCUCUGGGAAUCAACAUAGAAGUUGGUAAUUCUAUGCCACACCUUAAAAGCCGCCUUCGCUAAAAUUGAUGCGUCGUUGGCUUGGCUUUAGUAGAUGAGUUAAGUGGAUCAGCAAGUGUGAUGCUACACAUUUUGGAAACAACCAUUGUGCUUGGAAUCACUUUGAAGCAGAAAAGAAUAACUAGGUUCUGUUUCU